This is a messenger RNA of Ectocarpus sp. CCAP 1310/34, 1349 nucleotides long. The record is from the annotation of a GenBank genome assembly. NCBI's taxonomy places the organism in Eukaryota, Phaeophyceae, Ectocarpales, Ectocarpaceae.
GAAGCACAUCCGGCGCUCCUACCCUCGCCCGGAAUACUGGCGGUCAACCUGGGGGAAGUGGGUACUGAAGCUGCGAGAGCUGAAUGCUGCGGAGGAGGGGCUGGACCCGGAAUGUCGAGAAGCUGUGCAGUUUGCCGGCACCUUCCGCAUCCCUUUCGUGUUGUUCGAGAGCAUCAUGCAGACGGUCACCUCCAUCUUCCAGUCUUCAGCCAGAGACGUCGCGGGCAGGGAUUGCCCACCCGUGGAACUCAAGGUGAUGGGUACUUUGAAGGUGUUGGCGUCGGGAUGCUGCUUCCAGGACGUCGCUUCCUUCUCUCUGAUGAGCCGCACGACCGCAGAGACUUCUUUCCACCAUUUCUGCGAGAAGUUUUCCGAGGGCCUCUGGGACACUUGGGUGAACCUCCCGGGCGGGGAUGAAUUCAAGAAGGUCGAGGAGAUCUACCGCAAGUGUGGUUACCCGGGGGCGAGGUGAUCUACGGACUGCACCCACUUCUGUUGGCCGGGCUGCCCGUUCUCCGUGAAGAACACCCACACCGGCAAGGAGAGCUACACGUCGCUGGUGGUGGAGUGCACGUGCGACCAUUCUGGCCGCAUCAUCGCGGCAACCAAGACUUACCCGGGAGCCGAGAACGACAAGACGGUCAUCGCACGGGACAAGUCCAUCUGGCGAAUACGAGAUGAGGAGCCGUGGAAGAGCUAUGAUACAAGUUCAAGCUCUACAACGCCGACGGCACAGAGACGGAGUACACAGGGGCGUGGAUCAUCGUGGACGGGGGGUACCCGAAGGUUAGUUUCGGUUGUUGGUUGUUGACCACUUUUUUGUUGUUGGUGUGGGUGGGCGUGACUAGCCUGGCCGGUACAUUUUUGAUAUACCCCCGCCCACAGAAGCGUCAUGUUUGUAAGUGCGAAAACCUCUGGCGAAACCCCGUCGCGUUCGGUCCUUGCUUUUUCUGUUGCUCCGUUCAUGGUGGGGAACCCGUGUGUAUUAUUCCCCUCCGGGAUCAGUUCACACCAGACAAGAACGUUGCCGUACUCUACUUAGUACGUGUACCCGUACCACUUCGUGUUUUGCAUUCCCGUCCAUCCUAGCUGUUUGUUAUUUCUGGCUUGGGAUGGGAGCGUCUAUUUAUGUAGUUGUCAAGGAAUUAUUUCUUGGCACGCCUUGCCCCUUUGCGCAGUCCUUGGAGACAGAUCACGUUGUUUCGACACAAGUUCGCAUUAAACCAACACCCGAUAGUCAUUUUCGGUCUGCCGUAUCACAGAUCCCGCUUCUGAUCCCACCGAUCAAGACGCACAACACCGUCGAGGAGCACGAUUGGAGCAGGCGGUUGGAGAGCAUGAGCAAGGAC